Molecule: messenger RNA, 884 nt
Organism: Puntigrus tetrazona (Sumatra barb)
Lineage: Eukaryota; Metazoa; Chordata; Actinopteri; Cypriniformes; Cyprinidae
Gene: ttc32
Product: tetratricopeptide repeat domain 32
Exons: 3
Coding region: 45-470 (141 amino acids)
Molecular function (GO): protein binding
Source: RefSeq, a predicted model, not a curated record
CUCAUUAAUAUUCAUGAGUUCGCUGUCGUCCGCACGCGCGUCUCAUGGAGAGCGGCGAGCUCGCGAUCCUGCAAAAAGCAGACGACGAGUUCAACAGUAAGAAUUAUAAACCAGCAGAGGAAUUGUACACAAAAUUCAUCGAGUCCUGCGCCAAAUCUAGAGACUGCGCCGCUCAUGAUUUGGCCGUUGCCUAUAACAACCGAGGGCAGGUGAAGUAUUUGCGGGUGGACUUUUAUGAAGCAAUGGAUGACUAUACCUCUGCCAUACAGAUCAACAAUCGGUUCGAAGUGCCACUUUAUAACAGAGGAUUGAUACGUUACAGAUUGGGCUUUUUCAAGGAUGCCGAGAGUGACUUUCGGAGAGCCCUGGAACUGAAUCCUAAUUUUAAAGAUGCUAAAGAAAGUCUGCAGCAGACACUACUGGACCAUGAAGAAAAGUUGAAGAGGGAACCCAGUCAUCAAGCUCAUUAAACUCUUAGAUAUAUUGUCACACGCGGUCCAAGAACGUAUGAUUGUGCAAUUAUGAGCUGAAAUGAUGUUCAAACAUUUAGGCCUGGUUUCCAGACAGGGCUUGACUCAAACCAGGAAUUUUUUAAGACCAUUUAUUGUACGUUAUUUCAGUUAAAAUGGCUUCUAUGUUCUGGGACUAUGAUUUAGCCAUGUCUGUGAAACCAGGGUUAAUGUUUCUAUAUGUAGACGGGGACAGAUUUAUUAACCUGCUGCAAGUCCUUGAAAGUUUGUGAAUAAAAAGCCAGUACUGUUGGUCAGUGCUCAAGAUAUGGGUGAAUACUGUUGUAAAUAAAAAGCAGUGUACAUUUCAGAACAAUUGUUGAUUUUUCCAGUCACAAAAAAGGUUUUUUAAUAAACUCUUUCUUUAAAAUUGUA